Danio aesculapii is the source of this 2574-nucleotide messenger RNA. RefSeq names its product glutaminyl-tRNA synthetase 1 (gene qars1). The transcript has 23 exons. The record is from RefSeq and is a predicted model, not a curated record. Gene Ontology annotation, biological process: glutaminyl-tRNA aminoacylation; translation. Lineage: Eukaryota; Metazoa; Chordata; Actinopteri; Cypriniformes; Danionidae. Gene Ontology annotation, cellular component: aminoacyl-tRNA synthetase multienzyme complex; cytoplasm; cytosol. The coding region runs from base 47 to 2371 and encodes 774 amino acids. Gene Ontology annotation, molecular function: ATP binding; glutamine-tRNA ligase activity.
CAGGCUUUGUAGAAGCGUAAAAACCGGCGUGUGUGCUGAAAGAGAAAUGGCGGACGUGGUGUCUUCUUUCAUGUCAAUUGGCCUUAGUGAGCAGAAAGCUAAGGAAACGUUGAAGAAUGAAACACUUUCAUCAACACUCAAGAAAGCCAUCGAUCUGGCUCAAGGCCAGCUGGGGUCUUCUGCCAUUGACAAGACCACUGGCACUCUGCUGUACAGUAUGGUGACACGACUCAAAGACACGAACAGGCUACACUUUCUCACCAAAUACAUAAUUUCACGAAAAAUCACAACAGAACUGCAACUGUCAGCGGCAUUGGACUUCGUGAAAAGCCACCCUCAGGGCGAUGUGGAUCAGUGUGAGUUUGAGACAGCCUGUGGUGUCGGGGUGGUGGUCACACCUGAGCAGAUAGAGGACGCAGUGGAAUUGAUAAUCAGGAAACACAAAGAUCAGCUGUCGGCAGAGAGAUAUCGCUUCAACAUGGGGAUACUCAUGGGUGAGGCCAGAGCCACUCUCAAAUGGGCUGAUGGGAAGAUUGUCAAGAAUGAAGUGGAUAUGCAGGUGCUGCACCUUCUCGGUCCAAAAACUGAGGCAGACCUGGAAAAAAAGAGCAAGGCAGUCAAACCCAAAGCGCCAGAGAAAGAUGUGAAGAUUGAGCAGGCUUCUGCAAUAAACGGUGACGGGAACAUUGAGAAUAAGUCAUUGAUGGAGCAGCUGAGAGGAGAAGCUCUUAAGUUCCAUAAGCCAGGGGAGAAUUACAAAACGGAGGGUUACAUUGUAACACCUAACACCAUGAACUUGCUGAAGAAGCAUUUGGAGGAAACUGGAGGGCAGGUUCGCACACGUUUCCCUCCUGAGCCUAAUGGUAUUCUGCAUAUCGGCCAUGCCAAAGCAAUCAAUUUCAAUUUUGGUUUUGCCAAGGCCAACAACGGCAUCUGUUUUCUGCGGUAUGAUGACACAAACCCAGAGAAAGAGGAGGAAAAAUACUUCACUGCCAUCAAAGACAUGGUGGAGUGGCUUGGAUAUGAACCAUAUGCUGUCACACACGCCUCUGAUAACUUCCAGCUUCUCUACAAUCUUGCUGUUGAUCUCAUUCGCAGGGGUCAUGCUUAUGUGUGCCACCAGCGUGGAGAGGAACUCAAGGGUCACAACGUCCCCUCCUCUCCCUGGAGAGAGCGACCCGUGGAAGAGUCUUUGGUUUUGUUUGAGCGCAUGAGAAAGGGAAUAUUUGCUGAAGGGGAAGCCACUCUCAGAAUGAAGAUGGUCAUGGAAGAUGGCAAAAUGGACCCAGUAGCGUAUCGAAUCAAAUACACGCCACAUCACAGGACAGGAGACACUUGGUGCAUAUACCCCACUUACGAUUACACACACUGUCUGUGCGACUCCAUUGAGAACAUCACACACUCUCUGUGCACCAAAGAGUUUCAGGCCAGACGAUCAUCGUAUUUCUGGUUGUGCAAUGCUCUGGAUGUGUAUUGUCCGGUGCAGUGGGAAUAUGGCCGACUGAACCUCACUUAUACUGUCGUUUCCAAGAGGAAGAUCAUCAAAUUGGUGGAAACAGGAGUUGUUAGAGAUUGGGAUGAUCCUAGGCUUUUUACCCUCACAGCACUCAGGAGACGUGGGUUCCCUCCACAAGCCAUCAACAAUUUCUGUGCCCGGGUGGGUGUAACUGUUGCUCAGACCACCAUGGAGCCACACCUGCUGGAGGCUUGUGUUCGGGAGGUCCUGAAUGACACUGCUCCUCGUGCCAUGGCCAUACUCGAGCCUCUCAAAGUCACUAUAAUCAACUUGCCAACUAAUGCACAGAAAGAGCUUCGAGUCCCAGACUUUCCAGCCAAUGAAGAAAGGGGCAACCAUGUGGUUCCCUUCUCAAAGACCAUCUUUAUUGAGCAGAGCGACUUCAGAGAGGUGAUGGAGAAAGGUUAUAAGCGAUUGACUCCAGAUCAGUCAGUGGGCUUGAGAUAUGCAGGAUAUGUCAUCUCUGUACAGCGUGUCAUCAAGGAUGACAGUGGUAGAGUAUGUGAGCUCGAGGUGACCUGCAUCAGCUCAGACACUGCAGAGAAACCCAAAGCGUUUAUCCACUGGGUGAGCGAGCCACUCCUGUGUGAAGUGCGCCUCUAUGAAAGACUCUUUCUUCAUAAAAACCCAGAGGACCCGGCGGAAGUUCCUGCUGGAUUCCUGAGUGACAUUAACCCAAAUUCCUUAACAGUUAUUGAAAGUGCCUUAGUGGACCGCUCGGUGGGCAAAGCCAAAGUGUUUGACAAGUUCCAGUUUGAGAGAGUGGGCUAUUUUUCGGUGGAUGCUGACAGCACACCUGAAAAGCUGGUGUUCAACAGGACUGUUACACUCAAGGAAGACCCAGGAAAGAUAUGAUCAGACUUCAGGACAGAGACUUCGACUACAAUUAUGCAUCACAAACCUUUCAAUAAAAUCAGAUUAACCAGGGAAUUCAGUAUGUUUGUAUUAAAAUUCUCAUUGUUUUGUCUGUCAAAUGCUGAGCUUACCUAUGUGUAACCUAUACACUCUGCUGGGGUUUUGAAGUCAAAUAUUUAAUUAAAAUAUUUUUACACUUGAAA